UGUAAAGGAAUAUAAGUUGUUAGUUCUGUUAGCUAUCUCGUGCAUUGGUUUAGAAAAUGUCUCGUCCAACAGCAGGAUCCAGUAAAACCUCUAAAACACAGGCAGACAUUCGUGAUGUUAUGGCGCAGAUUCAGCAAAGGGUGCAGAGGCAGCCGGUCAGAAACUCAGCGCUUGCAAAUGACCAAACAACCCGAAUCCCGGCGGAACCACCCCCACAAAUUGCAAUCGCUGACCAUGCCACGGUGAAUGAUGCGUUUGCCAAGCAAAUCUUUUUUCAGCACACAAACAUUGAGCAAAUAGUUUUAGAUAAAAUGGCAGAACGCAGUGAAAGGACACGCCAAAAAUAUCAACAAAUACUGUAUGAGAGAUACGUACAAAAUCCACUUGGACGGCUAUCUGACCCAUUGCAUAUGUUGCGCUUCGAGACACCGUUUUGGGAGGGCUUGUUUAGCAUGGCCACAAAGAUACCGAUUCCAACCGAAGCUGCAUAUCAAACAAUGGUCAGUUCUCUCGCCAAGGACGGAGUGAAAAAAAUGAGCUUCGUCGAUAUGACGCGCAAUAAUUUGGUUCUUGAGGAUCAACGGGAAGUCAUACAGCUGUUACAGUCGAAGUUCAGCAACUGGUCGGGAAAGCUGCUGAAACUCAAGAAAUACCUUAAGGGCUGCCAACAGGGUAGAGAACGAAACGCGGCGAAAGAAAAAGAGAAAUUGUUACGGUUGAUAGUAAAGCGCUCAAAUUAUAAGAAACAGUGGCACAGAUUUCUGGAUCGUAUAAUCUACGAACUGCGUGGCCCGGUCGAGAAGCGUACGCUGUUUAUCUGGCACAAGUUUGCAUUCGACGACGACGCACUGAACAGAAAAUAUAAUGUCGGCCUUCAUUAUGCUGAUCCGGAAGGCAGAUCUCAACUGCAAAGAAUAUCAACGGGGCCUAGCCUCGGUCAUCAAAUACUGUCACAUACUGCCACAGGCAUCGAAAGGGCAGAGCUGAGGACUCCCACACCAUUGCAAGCAAGUGUUUCUCGUCACGAUAAUUUCCUAACCCCAAGGCCACUUACUCAGGCACCGAAAACUGUCCCGGUUUCCGCGGUACAGCGGGAUACAGCUGCAAUAAGCCCAACUGCACAAGGCUCAAUCGCACAAGUUCGUACUGCACCGCCAUCAACUGCACAAGGCCUGGUCUCACAAGUUCCAACUGUGCCGAUUUCAACUUCACAAGGCCCAAUCACACAAGGUCCUAUUGCACAGGCUCCAAAUGCACAGGUUCCAACUGCAGCCCUCAAUAACUCGCAAUAUAGUAGCGUCAUUCCGGAAAUUCAACAAGAACAUGAGGAUGAUCAAAAUAUUAAUACAACCAAUCGAAGUACGGAGCAACCUGCGAACGCAGACAGAUCAAUUUCGAAUGCCGCCGCUGAACAAGAACCUCCGACAAAACGUGCUCGAACCGCUGACCAUUUGUUCGCUGUGCCAUUACCAAUCGGGGCCGUAUGCAAGCAAGAGAAAUCCUCUAGUGCACAUCAUAAUAGUACUAUCAGCUUGAUUUCUCCCGCUCAACCAAUUACUACAACCACGGAUACACCGGAGUUCAGCCUUGAUUACAUCAAAUCCUCUACGAACAUCUACGAGGUGCUGAUUUAUAACCGGAUGAAAAAAUUCCCCAAGACAAAGCUGACGUCGAGGAAAGUUGAUAAGUUAGUUAAAGCUUUUUACGAGUUCUAUAAAUCCACCUUCGAUCGGCAGGAAUUGCCCGCCGCCUUGCGAGAACUAACACCCCAGGAGCAGCUGGAACUAAAGUCUAAAGGAGCAUGUAGAUGGGCUUCCGAAAAGCUGCACAUACCGAUCGUUAUGGAACAGCAGGGAGUGGAACAGCCGGCUACAGUGACGGCAUCAACAACAUCAGCAGUCGUAGCUGUCCCAGACGCGGUACAACCACUGGCCCACCAACCAGUUCCAUCGAAACCGGAUGUUAAUACCGUUGUGCCUACGAAGGAAUCGCGAGAAAAAGCACCGCAGCCGAAAAAAAAAUUGUUGUUCCCACGACCCUGCCCGAUUCGGCCGGCGAAUAUAAACUACGAAAGCGAUACAGCAUCAACAAGCGAGAAAAAUGUCGCUAGACCGAAUUCGCAGCCUACCGCUAACCAAAUGCAGCAGAAUACGCCAAACAUGGACAUGCUGUCCGAUCCGGAUACAAUGAGUUUUAUGCCACCAGUUUGUUCGACACAGAAUCAGGAUGGUGGCAGCCAACCACCAGAGCCACAUGCGCCAUCGCAAGAACAGAAUGAACGAGCCGCAUUGGAAUCUCCUCGUAAUGAAGAUAUGCCAUCACAACCACCGGAUAACGCCGUCGGGAUGGUUUUCAAACUGGAACCCAAUUCUUCGCAAGUCGACUCCUCGGGAUAUGAAGGAUACGUCGAAGAAAUACCAUGCGCCAAUGAAGUGCUUCUCAUCUACGAUACCGAUGAAAUGUUUUUGGAAGAUCUUGAGACGCCGGAACAAAACGCUCUGCAGAAUCGUUUAGUUGGAUUGUUCCGGACGGAAUCCGAUACUGUUGCUCCCGAACUAACUCCACUUUUUUCACACAUCGAGGAUACUGGCGUGCUAGAAAACGGCGAAACUGAUUCGUAUGGUAGCUUCCCCUUAGAAGAGCACAUGGCAAUUUUUCAAGCAAGUUGGAGAUCUUUUGUAAAACGAAAGCGAACAUCCCAUCGACCCCCCCAGGAGGAUUUGUGGUUUAUCUUGGCAGCUGGCUUUGGUUCCAUAGAAACAGGAAAAUCAACCAUCAUUCCAAUACAGCCUUUUGACUUUCUCUUAGACAUCAACAUCGCAUCCUUACGGUACACCCAGCGACCGAUCAGAUGGCGUGGAUGCAACGAACUGCAACAGAAGCAGCUCACGAUGAACCUGCACCAUCGUUCGCAGGGCAUCUUUACCGUGGCAAUUCACGACCAUCAAGUGGGCCAACUGCUCGGACUGUUAGGCCCCGGUAUGAAUGCUGGGACCUCGGCUGGUUGGAAAGCAUUGACCGAAUCGUUGGCUCACGUCGGCAAGUUUCGCUACGGCCGCAAUGAACCCACAAAGGAGUACUAUCGGAUGACGAUCACGGAAAAGGUGCUACAUCUGUUCUUCGACACCCUUUCGAACUUUCCGCGGGACGGUGGGUUUGUGUUGGGGCUGGGACAAGAUAGGGCUACGUUUCCGGCGGACGGUGGCACCGUGGCGCUAGAGCGAUUCAAUGUUCAUCUUCACUCAAAACCCCGAAAAGCUGUAUCUGAGGCGUUCGAGAAAAAGGCGGACCCUGAAGAUGGUUGCGAGGAAGAUGAAAGUUUGGUACAAUACCUCCUGCCAGGGGUGGCGGAAGCGAUGGUUCAACUUAGGAAAAGAUUAGAACUCCAGUGAGCAUGUGGAAAUAAUUGUUUUGUAUCAAUUGAUUCUUUUGCGAUACUGUUUUAAAUGAAAUGUUUGUGCAAAAAUAAAUGUUAAAAUUAGCUCAA
Molecule: messenger RNA, 3487 nt
Organism: Anopheles coustani
Lineage: Eukaryota; Metazoa; Arthropoda; Insecta; Diptera; Culicidae
Exons: 3
Coding region: 57-3392 (1111 amino acids)
Source: RefSeq, a predicted model, not a curated record